This is a messenger RNA of Miniopterus natalensis, 888 nucleotides long. RefSeq names its product transmembrane epididymal protein 1A-like. The record is from RefSeq and is a predicted model, not a curated record. Lineage: Eukaryota; Metazoa; Chordata; Mammalia; Chiroptera; Miniopteridae.
AUGGGUACCCUGGAGGGACACCUGCUGCCGGGGGUAUACUUCCUCUCCUUCGCACUGUACUACUCAGUGCAGGUGUUCUUUGCCGUGCUACGGGGACAGAGGUUUCUCAAGCCCCCUCUGCCCCCAAGGGAGAAGCGAGGACACAGGUGGUGGCAGCUAGUCCCUAAGGAAGGAGUGGUGAAGAUCGUAAUCUGUCUGAUUGCCAUGCUGGCUGAGUUCUUCUACCCCCCAGGAGUCAACCGGCUGAAGAUAGUAAACUGGGAAGACCCUCGACGGCCGUUCAUGUUCUCGAACAGCUGGCAGCACAUCACCAUGUAUGGCUUCUUCCUGAUCAGCGGCGUGGCGGACAUUGUGAGCCAGUCAUGCCUGGCCCGGCAGAAUAUGAAGCUGGAGCGAGCGGCCGAGGCCCUGGCCUUCUGCAUGCUGGGGCUGCUGAUGGUCGCGCACAUUGAGAACAAGAGCGCCCUGGAGAUCCGCGGGCAUGUCCUGUUCAUGGUGCCCACCUUCCUGGUCAGUCUGGCGCUCGCCAUCGAGGUCUGGGUCCCUGACCAGCCUGCAGUCUGGGUGUUCAAGGUCUGGAUGGGACUGGUGUUGAGCACCUGGCUGCUGCAUCUCUCCCAGGUGAUGUACAUUCAUCUCUCCGGGCAGCCCUGGCGAUCAGAAAACCACGAGGACCUCGCCUUCCUCACCAUCUUCUUCUGCUGGCACCUGGGCUUAGGGGCAGUCGUGCUGUUGGUUAUCUAUGGCAUCUGCAGCCUAUGGUAUCAUCGCCGCUCCUUCUGGACAGAGCCCUCAGGUGCUAAGUACCAGCCAUGCCCCACAGGCUACAGCAGUGAGGAGCUGGAGAAACUCAGGGCAGGGACCGAGCUGAAAAAUGAGUGUGUCUAG